Molecule: messenger RNA, 634 nt
Organism: Microplitis mediator
Lineage: Eukaryota; Metazoa; Arthropoda; Insecta; Hymenoptera; Braconidae
Exons: 3
Coding region: 1-522 (173 amino acids)
Source: RefSeq, a predicted model, not a curated record
AUGGAGCAGGCGAUGCUGCCGAUACAUUGUGUAUUCCAUCCUCACGACCAUUCUGACAAACCUAGGCAUUCUCUUACUGGUGAUAUUCUUCGGGCUUUCGGUGAUGCUAAAUAUAGAGCUGCUGACAAAGCCGAUGGUGUUGUACAAAAAGCCAAGGAUCAAGUAGGGGAAGUAAUAGGAAAAAUCAUAAGCAAAUUUCAAUCAAAAGAAGGACCUCCACCAGCUCAACCCAGGCCGAAGGCUGCUCCAAUUCCUGAAAGACCAGCUCCAGUAUUUCCUUCUCCAUCGAAGCCUCCAACUAAACCCACUCUGAACCCUGUAAAACCAGCUUCAGGAUUUGUAUUACCGCCAAAGCCUUGGGAAACAACCCCAAAACCUUCUGUUCCAGAAAUGACUCCCACCGUAAGGUCAUCGAGUCCUAAAUUUGUAUUUAUUUCUGAUGGAAUUACACGAGAGCUAUCACCGGAUGAAAUUAUUGAAAUAGCACAUUAUUUUGAGCGGUCGAAGAAAGUAUCUAAAUGAAGUAUCAAAUAUGAAGAAUCUGAUUUAUGCCAACAUGAAUUGACAAUACCUUUAGACGGAAAAAUUGAAUGUUUACUUAUUUCUAUGCCAAUUUUAUAUUUUUGUAUUUUAU